AUGGGUAAUGAUGACAAUGACCACAGUUAUGAUGACAAUGACCACUGUAUUAAUGACAAUGACCACAGUUUUGAUGACAAUGACCAUGAUAUUGAUGACAAUGACCACCGUAUUGAUGACAAUGACCACGGUUAUGAUGACAAUGACCACGGUUAUGAUGACAAUGACCUCAGUAAUUAUGACAAUGACCAUGGCAAUGAUGACAAUGACCACAAUAAUGAUGACAAUAACCACAGUUAUGAUGACAAUGACCACUGUAUUAAUGACAAUGACCACAGUUUUGAUGACAAUGACCACGAUAUUGAUGACAAUGACCACCGUAUUGAUGACAAUGACCACGGUUAUGAUGACAAUGACCACGGUUAUGAUGACAAUGACCUCAGUAAUGAUGACAAUGACUAUGGUAAUGAUAACAAUGACUCUGGUAAUGAUGACAAUGACCACUGUAAUGAUGACAAUGACUAUGGUAAUGAUGACAAUGACCACUGUAAUGAUAACAAUGACCACGGUAAUGAUGACAAUGACCACUGUAAUGAUGACAAUGACCACGGUAAUGAUAACAAUGACUCUGGUAAUGAUGACAAUGACCACUGUAAUGAUGACAAUGACUAUCGUAAUGAUGACAAUGACCACGGUAAUGAUGACAAUGACCACGGUAAUGAUGACGACAAUGACCACGGUAAUGAUGACAAUGACCACAGUAAUGAUGACAAUGACCUCAGUAAUGAUGACAAUGACCACGGUAAUGAUGACAAUGACCACGGUAAUGAUGACAAUGACCACGGUAAUGAUGACAAUGACCACGGUAAUGAUGACAAUGACCACAGUAAUGAUGACAAUGACUAUGGUAAUGAUGACAAUGACCUCAGUAAUGAUGACAGUAAUGAUGACAAUGACCACGGUAAUGAUGACAAUGACCACAGUAAUGAUGACAAUGACCAUGGUAAUGAUGACAAUGACCACAGUAUUUAUGACAAUGACCACAGUAACGAUGACAAUGACCACGUUUCAAUACAAUAA
Molecule: messenger RNA, 1020 nt
Organism: Mya arenaria
Lineage: Eukaryota; Metazoa; Mollusca; Bivalvia; Myida; Myidae
Exons: 1
Coding region: 1-1020 (339 amino acids)
Source: RefSeq, a predicted model, not a curated record